GAAGUCCACCGCCACACGACCUAAGUUGUUAGUAGCUCUUAUAAACCCAACAAAGAAUAGAAAAAAAGGCAGCUCAGCUGCUACAGCACUCACCGGUAACAUUAAUCAUGGCUGGUCAGCUUGGAACUGUAGUUAUAGGAGGAGGCACUGGCUUUAUUGGAACAGCUCUAAGUCACAGCCUGAAGCGUCGAGGUUAUGAUGUGCUGAUUGUAUCCAGAAAACCAGGUGUAUACAGAAUGACUUGGAGCGACUUGAACCAGAAGGGAUUACCAAACUCAACUACAGCAGUAGUCAGUCUUGCUGGUCAAAAUGUAUUGGAUCCUACGAGACGAUGGACCGAAGGCUUUAAACAAAAUGUUUGGGCAUCACGAAUCAACACCACAAAGUACUUAGCUGAGGCUAUUAAAGUAUCGAACAUCAAACCCAAGGUGUUUGUCACAGCUUCAGGUGUGGGUUUUUACCCACCAAAUCAAGAUGAAGUAUAUGAUGAGGAUGGCCCUGGUGGAGAUUUUGACUUUUUAUCUCACCUGUGUUAUGACUGGGAAAAUGCAGCAAAUCUUCCAUCCCAUCUUGAUGUAAGAACAGUCAAGAUAAGAAUAGGAGUGGUACUUGGUCGUCAGGGUGGAAUGAUUAAGCAGCUCAUAUUUCCAUUUUAUAUGGGCUUUGGGGGACCUGUGGGAAGUGGAGAUCAACCUAUGCCCUGGAUUCACGUUGAAGAUAUAGUUGGUAUUUUUAUCCAUGCAAUCGAGUCGGAAAAUGUCACUGGAAUAGUCAAUGGAGUAGCUCCACAAAUUAUAACAAACAAAGAAUUUGCUACAGCUUUUGGAAAAGCUCUUUGGAGACCAUCAGUUGUACCCUUACCGACAUUUGCUAUAAAUAUGCUGUUCAGUGAAGAGCGAGGUAAAAUUAUGACUGAGGGACAAAAGGUAAUUCCAAAGAAAGCCCUUAGAACAGGGUAUUCAUUUAAAUACCCAAACAUUACAUGUGCAGCAAAAGAAUUCUCAAAAAUUAUAUAUGCAGAUGAGCUAAAUAUGUAGACUUGGGUCAAGGUAUGUGAAAUAUUUAAGUUAAUCCAUCCUUAACAUUUUUUUUUUUUUUCAUUUUAUAGCAUUGAAAACAAAUAUAAGUAGUACUGAAUCGUGCCUUCCUUUUGAACAAAAAUGAAUAGUCUUAAAUUGCUGUUUUGGAUGGUAAACAAAGGAUUACAUAAGUGUACAAAGCUUUUUGCACCUUUGACUGGUUUAAGGUUUUUCUACUCCCACAGCCCAGCUAGUGGCCACACUUCAUCAGCCAGGUUUUUGCUACCUGCAGCUGUAUAACCCUUGUGGUUUAGCACUUCUUUUUUAUUAUAAUAAUAAUUUGCUACCUGCAGGUCCACAUAGCCAUCACAGCUUAGCUGAUCUGGCACGUUAUUUGCAGAAAUUUGUCUAUUUGACACUCAAAGAUUAAUACCAUUGUACCAGUAAUAUUUGCUAGUGGAAGACUGAAGAGUCUUGGGCCUAGUAUGUUGACAGUGUUCGCUAAUAGUGCUUAUGUUAUUCCUACUUUCAUUUACUGUAUCUUACAUUUUAAUGCUUCAUAUGUACUCAAAUGAUUGUUUAUGAAUGACAUUAUAUUGGAUUACUGCUACACUACACUUGUCAAUGUAUGAAGCAUCUACUGUACUGAAUAACCUUUAUGUAUAUCAUGUUUUCAUAAUAAGUAACAAUACCAUGGUUGCUACACUA
This is a messenger RNA of Cherax quadricarinatus, 1727 nucleotides long. RefSeq names its product epimerase family protein SDR39U1. The record is from RefSeq and is a predicted model, not a curated record. NCBI's taxonomy places the organism in Eukaryota, Metazoa, Arthropoda, Malacostraca, Decapoda, Parastacidae.